Messenger RNA from Octopus bimaculoides (California two-spot octopus), 1458 nucleotides. RefSeq lists its product as uncharacterized. Gene Ontology annotation, cellular component: cytoplasm. Lineage: Eukaryota; Metazoa; Mollusca; Cephalopoda; Octopoda; Octopodidae. Gene Ontology annotation, biological process: positive regulation of MAPK cascade; cell surface receptor protein tyrosine kinase signaling pathway; Ras protein signal transduction. The record is from RefSeq and is a predicted model, not a curated record.
UCGAAAGCAUGGGUGAUGAAACGCUGUACAUUGUAUGACAAGAGCAACAACUCUCCGGCAAUACUUGAGAUUGGAGAGGACUCAAAGAGCAAAGAUGCGAGCAAGAAAUCCUACAUGUUAGAGAAUGUCCAGUCGAUACACAUGGGAAUCUUCAAGUCAAAGAGUUUCCAGGUGAUGAUCCACAGCAAAAGUUUCAAGCUUCUCUUCUUGGUUGAAACGGAAGAGGAAGCCGACAGUUGGGUGAAGCAUUUGAAGGAGGUGUCCUUAUGGGAGGAUACAAAGAAGAAGAAAAAGCGGUCUGUGUCACCUGAUGCUCGAUCAAGCGUGACUGAUGACAGUGACUUUGAGAGUUGUGAUAAUUCAGAUAUCUAUGAAUCUUAUGAAGCUGCCUAUUUUGAUGUUGAAGUUAUCAAAUCUGAUGUGUCUGUUCGAUGUAAUUUAUCUGGAAGUUACUCUUUGCUGCUUUCCAAAUCUAGCAUCUCACUACUCAACAAAAACAGACAAAUAACUUAUUAUGAAUGGCCUUACCGAUAUAUCAGGCGUUACGGUAAAACUGCUAAUUCCUUUACAUUUGAAGCUGGUCGGAAAUGUCAAUCGGGUGAAGGUAAUUUCCAGUUUAAAACUACUCCUGGUCAAGGCCCUGUUAUUUUUGAGAAUGUUGCUCUGCUCGUUAGUUUAAUUAAACCCAUUCAUAGUGACGCCUCAGCUCCGAAGAGUCCUGAUGUUAGGAUACUGUGUUAUAAAGAGGAGCUAGAGAGGGUAAUUUCUAACCAGAUUAACCCGAAAUCGAUGUUGAACAAAACUGGUAAGUUAGAGGCUGAAUUUUCUAAUUCUGAUGAAAACGUGCAUGAAUCUGUUCCGAUGCCAUUGAACAAAAACACAACCAGUGCUUAUUCGAAUAUUAACAAAGACGAAAAUGAAUACUCGCUUUUGGAUUUACAAUAUGAAGUGGUUCCGAUUACAAACACAAAAUUUGCGAAGGACGACAAUGACUAUGAGAGCUUUGCCGAAAACACAAAGCCUGACUCAAAUGAAAGCGAAUACGAGUGCUUGACUGUUUCCGCAUCACAGGAUAACAACGCAUUCAAGAUGUACGAUCAUUUGAAUUUCUACAAUAUGUGCAAGGAGGAACCAGAAGCGAAUAAGGAAAAAUUCAAAACAUGGGACUAUGAAACUCUUAAUAAUGUUAAAAAAAAUUCUGAAGAAUUAGAAAGUCAAUAUUCUGAACUGAUGUCAUUUGACAAAUGUUAUUCGGAGCCGAUUAAGGAUUCUAUAGUUGCUGCUCAACAACCUGAGACUGCGCAGAAACCAGAAGUGAAACCAGUGUCUAUCUCGGACUAUCAAGUAUGUCAGUACAAACAAAAUUGAAAAUAAAUAGAUAAAUGAAUAAAAUUACAAAAACAGUAAUACAUAAAUCACUGCAAAAAUAUGAAAAAAAAAAAAAAAGGACAAAGAAAA